Messenger RNA from Neogale vison (American mink), 2153 nucleotides. RefSeq names its product major facilitator superfamily domain containing 11 (gene MFSD11). The coding region runs from base 336 to 1682 and encodes 448 amino acids. The transcript is spliced from 13 exons. NCBI's taxonomy places the organism in Eukaryota, Metazoa, Chordata, Mammalia, Carnivora, Mustelidae. The record is from RefSeq and is a predicted model, not a curated record.
GGGGCCGCGCCGGCCGCUGCACCUCGGUCUUGGCCCCUGAUCCCCCUCGCGGGCCCCUCAACGGGAGCCACGACAUUAUUGGCGCCUCUCCGGGGGUCCGGCCCUUCUCUGCUCGGAUCGGCUCCUAGGAAUGUCCUGACUGCCCGCGGGGAGGACCUCACUCUGACCCGCGAUUCUGAUCCAAGAACUGGAAGUUGACAGCUUGGCAGCCUUGCCCCCGGAUCGGCCUCCUCUUCUCACCGUCUCGUUUCCUUCCCCAGGAUUGUCAGUGGGUUCGCCCCGAGGAGAGCUGACCGCCCUGGGCCGCUGCGGGCCCCCGGCCGAGUUGAGCCACAAUGUCCCCGGAAUCUAAAAAGCUCUUCAACAUUAUAAUUUUAGGAGUUGCCUUUAUGUUUAUGUUCACCGCCUUUCAAACUUGCGGAAACGUGGCGCAAACUGUCAUCAGGAGCUUAAAUAGCACAGACUUUCACGGCAGUGGCUAUACCAGCAUGGCAAUUAUUUAUGGCGUGUUCUCCGCUUCAAAUUUGAUUACACCAUCUGUGGUUGCCAUUAUAGGACCUCAGCUCUCUAUGUUUGCAAGUGGUUUAUUUUACAGCAUGUACAUUGCCGUUUUUAUCCAGCCUCUCCCGUGGUCCUUCUACACAGCUUCUGUUUUCAUUGGAAUUGCAGCUGCCGUGCUUUGGACAGCACAAGGAAAUUGCCUGACAAUAAAUUCAGAUGAGCAUACUAUUGGGAGAAACAGUGGAAUUUUCUGGGCACUCUUACAAUCUAGCUUGUUCUUUGGAAACCUCUACAUAUAUUUUGCUUGGCAAGGGAAAACUCAAAUAUCAGAGAGUGACCGAAGAACAGUGUUUAUUGCCCUGACAGUGAUUAGCCUUGUGGGGACAGUUCUUUUCUUUCUCAUUCGGCAGCCAGAUUCUGAAAAUGUCCUGGGAGAAGAUGAGUCCUCUGAUGACCAGGACCUGGAAAACGAGUCUGCCCAGAGCACUAUGGGAAAAGCAGUCGAUGCAUUCAAAAAGUCUCUGAAGUUAUGUGUCACCAAGGAGAUGCUGCUCCUUAGUAUUACGACUGCCUAUACAGGUCUGGAAUUGACUUUCUUCUCUGGUGUCUAUGGAACGUGUAUUGGUGCUGUAAAUAAAUUUGGAAUGGAAGAGAAAAGCCUUAUUGGACUUUCUGGCAUUUUCAUUGGCAUUGGAGAAAUCUUAGGUGGAAGCCUCUUUGGUCUGCUGAGCAAGAAUAAUCGUUUUGGUAGAAAUCCAGUUGUGUUGUUGGGCAUCCUGGUGCAUUUUAUAGCUUUUUAUUUGAUAUUUCUCAACAUGCCUGGGGAUGCCCCUAUAGCUCCCGUUGAAGGGACCGAUAGCAGCGCUUACAUCAAAUCCAGCAAAGAAGUCGCCAUCUUCUGCAGCUUCCUGCUGGGCCUUGGGGACAGCUGCUUCAAUACCCAGUUGCUUAGUAUCUUGGGCUUCCUCUACUCUGAAGACAGUGCGCCGGCCUUUGCUGUCUUCAAGUUUGUGCAGUCCAUCUGCGCAGCCGUGGCAUUUUUCUACAGUAACUACCUUCUCCUUCACUGGCAACUCCUGGUCAUGGUGAUAUUUGGAUUCUUUGGGACCAUUUCAUUUUUCUCCGUGGAGUGGGCAGCCGCUGCCAUCGUGGCCCGGGGCUCUGACUACCGGAGUAUUUGACCUGGGACACCUGCGAGGUGGGGCGCUGCGGCGGACGACACGCGGGACGUCGGCUCGGCUGAAGAAGCCACCUUCGGCGUCCGCAGAGUGCUGGACGCUGUUCAGGAAGGAAACACAGAGAAUCAAGACCGCUCAGUCGGCCAGGGUUGGUGUUCAAGUUUACAGACAUUAGCUAUUUAAAAUAAGCAGAAUAAGGGAAACUUGUUCUGUCAAUUAUAAUCGUUCAGAAAUGUUGUUUUGCAAGUCCUCUGUCUCAAGUUCCUUAUCAUCAUGCUAUAGAGUGUAAAUGUUUUCUUUCCCUCCUGUUCUCCUCGAAAGAUGCUGCCCCCAUUCAGAACACUAGGCCGUUUGUCAAGCGAAGAUUCUUGCCCGGUGUGGGGUGUGUGCUGCUGUGUGAUGAUGGGGAACAUAUACAGCCCCCUAUGUGUCUGGGAGUGAUGUUUAAAUAAACUGUGAGAUGCUGAAGUGGAA